AUGACGGUGUCAGCGUUAUCAGCGUCUUUUGUGGCGGCUGAGGAGGACGAGCGCAGGAGAAGAAAGACCGGCGCUACCGAAGCUGCAUUCGACAUGCCAGACGACGUGUUUCAGCAGCACUUUCACAUGAUCAAACCAACAGUGUGUUUCCUGUGCGAAGAGUUGGCCGAAGAACUCGGAAGCGUGCGAACGCUGUCAGUAGAACAACAAGUGUUGUGCGCUCUGCGAUUUUUCGCGACGGGGAGUUUCUCGACGGUGGAAAACGACGGAACGUUUGGCGUCGCCCAGGCCGCUGUCAGCGAGUGCGUGCUGCGUGUGGCGAAAGCAAUCGUCCACGUCGGGACCCGCGACAAGUGGGUCGAGUUCCCGCGGACGCCGCAGGACAAGGCGGUCGUGAAGGAUGUGUUCCGUAUGCACGGCGGCAUUCCAGGUGUUAUCGGGUGUGUGGACUCCACUCUUGUCGCCAUCAAAGAACCGGAAUGCGAUGACGAGGCAUGGUUCAUGGCUUAUGACGUGGGAUACUAUGCCCUCAACGUCAUGCUUAUCUGUAACGCAGAGGCAAGGAUUCUAGCCAUCGACCCAUCCCGACCAGGAUCGGACCCUGAUUCUCAUGUUUGGAUCGCCAACUGGUUGCGUCGUCGGUUCCUGGACGGUCUCAUUAUCAAGCCCGGCGAGUUUCUUCUUG
This is a messenger RNA of Rhipicephalus sanguineus (brown dog tick), 685 nucleotides long. Its product is annotated as putative nuclease HARBI1. The record is from RefSeq and is a predicted model, not a curated record. Lineage: Eukaryota; Metazoa; Arthropoda; Arachnida; Ixodida; Ixodidae. The annotation marks the transcript as partial. The transcript has 2 exons.